Messenger RNA from Anas platyrhynchos (mallard), 4246 nucleotides. The record is from RefSeq and is a predicted model, not a curated record. Lineage: Eukaryota; Metazoa; Chordata; Aves; Anseriformes; Anatidae.
GGGAGGGGAAGGGAGGGAGGCAGGCGGGGAGGCAGGGCGCAGCCACGCCGCGCCACGGGCGGCAGCCGCUCCGCAUCCCGCGGGCCGGGGCGCUCCGGCGGCGGCUCCUGGGCUGGUGCCGGCUGCCGCCCGCCGAGCCCAGCCCCCGCGGAGCCGGGAGGAUGCUGGAGAGCGGCUGCAAGGCGGUGAAGGAGGGCGUGCUGGAGAAGAGGAGCGACGGGCUGCUGCAGCUCUGGAAGAAGAAGCGCUGCAUCCUCACCGAGGAGGGGCUGCUCCUCGCGUCCCCCAAGCAGCAGCCCCAGCCGCAGCCGCAGCCCCAGCAGCCGGCCCAGCAGCAGCAGCAGCAGCCGCCGGGCGCCGAGCCGGCCGCCAAGAUCAAGGAGCUGCACUUCUCCAACAUGAAGACGGUGGACUGCGUGGAGCGGAAGGGCAAGUACGUCUACUUCACCGUGGUGAUGGCCGAGGGCAAGGAGAUCGACUUUCGGUGCGCGCAGGAGCAGGGCUGGAACGCGGCGAUCACGCUGCAGAUGGUGCAGUACAAGAACCGCCAGGCCAUCCUGGCCGUGCGCUCCACCCGCCAGAAGCAGCAGCACCUGGCGCAGCAGCCCCACGGCCCCCGCAUCCGCAGCGCCUCCAACUCCGCCUAGCGCCGGCCCCGACACCCCCCCGGGGGGGCUACGGCCGCCCCCCGAGCCGGGCACCCAGCGGACUCGGCCGGGAGCCCCCCGCCCGGCCGCCCCCUGCGCCCAGGAGCCCCUCCAGCCCCGGGUUUGGGGAGCUCGGGACGGAUCCUGCGGUGCCCCGGGGACUUCAGGCAGACGUGACGUACUGUAACUUUACCGUGUCUUAUUUAUUAGUUCGGUCGUUUGUUGGCUUCUUGUUUUCAAAGGCUUGUUUGCAGGACGUUUCGGAGCGCAGGCUGUGCCCAAAAGGCGAAGGAAAAAGCAGGGCGUGUGUUAGCGCCCUGCAGAAGCCCCGGGUAGCCCGGCCGCGUGCGAUGUGACAAAAAGUCCUUCGGUUUUACCCGAAAUAUGCUGUAUUACGCUAACGUGGAAAAUGUGAUGUCUGGCUCAGAAUUUGGCUGAAACCCAUGCUGCGCGUGAAAACUCUUCUCCCCAGUGAGAAGAGCGAUUACAAAUCGGGCUUUAAAUGAUUCUCUUUCAAAAUACACGCCUGGUGGAAGACGAUAAAAUUCUAUACACGCUUGGUUAUUCAAAAAAAAAGUAAUGCUGGGGGUUGUUCCGAGACUAAAACCCAUCUGUUUGACGUAUGAGCUGAGGGGAAUCCAACCCGAUUCCUCGGUGGUGCAGGAAUCACGGCUGGAUUCCGCGAUGGGUUUGAGGCUUCGGCUCCUUCAGGCCGGAGGGCAGGAGCUGAGAACCAAUUAUGAGCGUUUCUUAGCAUCCGAGUUCAAGGCUCUGUCUGCUUGUAAACGGUCUGGGCUCUCGACCUUAUUUUCAUGGCAGUUUUUAAAUGUCUCGCAUUAAAGUAGCCCCUAGUUUAAAAUUCAUCUCGCAUAUGUCUUAGUGUCCAAACGCAUUGUUCUGGUCACAGCCCCCCUAAGCCGAGAUAAACUAGAUUAAUUUUGGUGUUCAGCACUGUCAGAUGCUGAGAGAGGCAUGCGAUCUCGCCUCUAAAAAUGUUGAUGAAGCCGCCAAGUUGGAAAACAAAGGGCUAAUUGCACAGCUGGUGCGUCUUCCUGUGCCUCUCGCAAGCCGCCGGGAGUUCGGCCGUGGGCGCGAGUGAGCGCGGCUGGGAGCACCGGGGUGGGAUGGGCACACACCCUGCGGGUGCACAUCCCGUGGGAUGUGUGCGCAUCCAGGAUGCACACCCCAUGGGAUGUGUGCUUCCCAGGGUGCACACCCCAUGUGCAUCCCAGUGCUCACACCCUGUGUGCAUCCCCGGGGAGCACCCUCCAGGCAGCGCCCGCUUCGUGGUGCUCUCCGGCACGAGUUGUGCUCGUGAGCGGGGCAGACCAGCUCGGGGCCCCUCGUCUCUGGCUCAAGGUAAAAGGCUGCAGCCGCAGAGCUAUUUAUUUUAACUAACGCGGCGAGGAAAACCGCUUCUGGCCCCUUGACAAGUUACGUGAGCGUAAACAAAACCUUUCAAAGCUGCGCAUCCAGCACCCCAUUGUUUGUGUAACUGAGACAUAGUUUGACUGUAAAACCCCCACGAUCUUGGUUCAAGCUGUUUCUCUAAGUGUUUCAGGCAAAACUGAAGCGACACUCAAAAGGAGAAAUCAGAACUUGCUACUGCAUGCAAUGGUCCUUUCUGGUCUGCUCUGCACCUGAGCUUACUCCUAGCCCUGUAAGGAGUAACCGGAGAUCUCUUUUUGUCCUCUUCUUCCUUCCCCUGCCCCCAGGUGUCUGGGUCACACACACAGACACACAAAAUGUGGCAGAGUUAAAGCCCAGACCUCCCCCAUCCUCCGUGGUUACCCCCGAGCACUGCUCUCAGAUCUGGCCCUUGAAAAGGUUGUGCGACAAGCCUGGGGAGGUAGAUUACAGCUGUCCUAACAAAGUUAUUACUUGGAGACUAAUUGAAAUCGAAGGUGCCCUGCAUCUUCUAGGAUUAGAUUCGCUGUCUUGGCAAUCAUAAUAGCCAAUUUCCACAUCUCUGUACAUCUGCCAUUAUCAUUCUGCUAAUGCUUGGAUGUUAGAGCUGCAAGGGGAUUCUCUAAUGAGCUAGUCGGAGACUUACAAAAUAGGCUGUAAUUUGUAAUUUGGCUCCUCUCUUUAGAGUCGUUAAUUACAGUUUACUGAGUAACUAAUCCACCUUUUCAGAUAUACAGACAUAUCGCUGGUAUCUCACCUACUAAAAUAUGUUUCAGCCUAAUGAAGAAUAAAUGUACUUGAUGAAAAACUGUUCCUACGUGAUUGGAGACGUGCAUAUUUCUCUGGUGGAGGCAGGUAUUCCUGUCCCAGGCAGGCACAAGCCCACUGAAUGCUACUGAAGUCUACGGAUCUGGUGUAAAGCUGAAAUGUUACUGCUCUUCUGGGAGUAUUUGUACUCUGAAAACAAAAGAUGAGGGUUUUAGUGAUAUAAUUGACGUAAAAGGUUGAAGAAGCAAAGGAAAUUCAAAAUGAAAGCUGUUUAUUCACUGAUUCAAGGUCAAUGCUGUGUUCCACCUCAGAUUUCUUGUUUUAAGUUGGUUUGAAGGAUGCUCUCAAAACCCUUUGGACUGAUCUAGUUUGCUGACAAACUUUUGCCUGCUGUCAUUGCCCACCGUGUUACCUUGUAGAAAUGCUGGUGUCAGACGGUCACGCCACAACAUCCACCUCGAGCUGUUUCUGUGCCUCAGCCUGGCUGACAGGUCACGGGUGGGAUGGGCACGGGCACUCAACGUGCUGGAAACCAAAGGGAAAUGAAGGGGCUGGGGUUCCCCGGGGACAGUUGUGCUUGCUGCUCAUGCCGUGUCAGUAUAAAGAAGGCUAAGGUGUCUGACGUGGUCAGUCUGGUAACUUUCUCACCCUCUAAAUUCCCUGUGUCCUUAACUUGAUAGCAAUUUUUGACCAUAGUCCUCACUGGAGCUGCUUGGUUAAAUACUGUCUGUCACUGCCUCGUAAGAAAUGGCUGUGAAAGUAAGUCCAGCAGAUAGAUUAUGCUCCGUCCUAGUGGAACUGCAAGAAAAGGAAUAAUAGUGUCUUCCCCUCACCAAAACAAACAAAAACCCCACAACCAACCAAACUAGAAACAAAGCAACCCCCCCCCCCCAAAAAAAAAAAAAAAUCACAAAAAACAGUAUAUGGUUGAAAUAAAUUUAUCAAGAAUAAACAACAAUGCCAGUAAAACACAAACAGGAAAAUGCUUGGUAUAGGUAACAAAAUUGUAGACAGUCAAAGAGGAGGUCAAAAUUUUACAUCUUGAUUAAAAAUAAAGAAAGAAAAGUGAAGAGUGGCUGAGGGGCAGGAUGCAGCCAGAAAAUUCAAGCUGUGGUGACCAUUUUGUACCAAGAAAAUUUAGAAAUUGGGGGGAAAAGGAAAGAUCGAGUGGAUGUUGUUUUUGUGACAUCAUGAAGUAUUUCCUCUCUGUUACUGUUCAUGAUAUGCAAAUGCCAGCUUUGGAAUUAUAGCUGCAGUGAUGUACCAAAUGUUUUCUAGCAUAUCCUAUUGUGAGCAGAAAUAUCAGUGUCGUCAAAAAGAUUGUGUGUAAAUAUGACUCAUAAAUGAUUUCCGAGAGAUGUGAUUUAUUUUUCAUAUUUUUCAAGAUGCAUUCCAUUUCAAAUAAAGAGGUAUCUAUUGAAAGA